AUGUUCUGGAGACCCUCUCAGCCUUCUGUCCUUUCACUUCCAGGCUGGCCUCAAGAUUAUGCUAAUUAACUCAAGGACCCACGCUGCUUGUUGCCUGGUGACAAAGUUUCCCAGUCAGGAAGAGGAACUGGGACAAACUGGAUAAUCUUAUCUUCUAGCAGUCUCAUGUGACUUUUCCUCUAACUGAUCCCUGACCAACCAGACAACAUACUCCCUUAUUAAAAACCAUGGCCAAGGGAGGGAAAGGCCCUAAGGGCAAGAAGAUCACCCUGAAAGUAGCCAAGAAUUGCAUCAAAGUCACAUUCGAUGGGAGGAAACGUCUGGACUUGAGCAAGAUGGGAAUCACCACCUUUCCCAAGUGCAUUCUGCGACUUAAUGAUGUGGACGAGCUUGACCUCAGCCGGAAUAUGAUCAGAAAAAUCCCCGAGUCGAUCUCCAAGUUCCAGAACCUGCGCUGGCUGGACUUGCACAGCAACUACAUCGACAGGCUGCCCGAGACCAUCGGGCAGAUGAGCACCCUGCUCUACCUCAACAUCAGCAACAACAAGCUGACCAGCAAUGGGCUGCCCGUGGAGCUGAACCAGCUCAAGAACAUCCGCACCCUGAACAUUGGCCUGAACCACCUGGACAGCGUGCCCACCACGCUGGGGGCCCUGAAGGAGCUCCACGAGGUGGGGUUACAUGACAACCUGCUGAGCAACAUCCCCCAGAGCAUCGCCAAGCUCCCCAAGCUGAAAAAGCUCAACACAAAGCGGAACCCCUUUCCCAAAGUGGAAGAGUCUGACACCUUCAUAGAUUCCAUCAAGAGGCUGGAUACCUUAUACCUGGUGGACGAGAAGGAUCUGUGUGGGCCUUGCCUAAGGAAAUGCCAGCAGGCCCGGGACAGGCUGAACAGAAUCAAGACCAUGACCAUGGGUCCCCUGAGAAAGCCCAUCUUUUCCAACUUGGUCUCACCAAACUCCAUGGCAAAGGAUUCCCAGGAAGAGUGGAGGCUCCGCAACUGAGUGAAGGUUUCAGGAAUUACAAACACCAUGUCACGAUACAGUCAAGAAUAUGCGUACUUCUUUGCACUCAACAGCGACCUCCAGCCCAGGGAAACUUUUGACUCAACAACAAGGCGAUCAGCAUUUCAGACCUUGUCAGAGGACGUGGCGGUGGAAGGAUGUCCUCCCAGCUCAUUUCAAAGGCAUGAAGUGUGCACCCCAGAUAUUUGAAAGGAAGAGCCAACAGACAUCCCAGCCUUGGAAUUCUCUGAAUUUUCUAAACUCUGGGCUCAAUAUGAGCCAAGAUCACUGGAAAGCCAUACAGCUGAGCCAGAUCAUAUGAGUGAUUCAAGGAAAUGACUGUAUAGAACUAAGUCCAAAUAUUAGGAUCCCCUUUUGCAGAAAACCAAUAUAAAACUUCUAUUCUGCAGCAUUCUUUUGUACUUUUUAUAAAAAUGGAAUUGCUGUCUUUGUCACCCAUUAUCCCUUAGAUAGAACAAAUUUUAUAUUCAGUGUCAAGAGAAAGUACAUGCCAGAAACAAAUUUCAGAAAAACCUCAGUUUUCCUGUUGUCUGUCACUAGAAAACAAUGUAACCCAACACCAUUAUUUUAUUUUUCUGAGUUUCAGGACAAUUAGGGAAACUAGAUCACCUGGAAGGUACCUGAUCACCUCUAGUUUUUAUUUUUCUCCUUUAAACGUUUUUUGGGGUGAUUUUUAAAGGAUCAUUGUACACUGUAUUUAAUUUGAAGUGGCCUUCAACCCUUUUUGGAAGGCUACAAAUAAAUG
Molecule: messenger RNA, 1770 nt
Organism: Choloepus didactylus (southern two-toed sloth)
Lineage: Eukaryota; Metazoa; Chordata; Mammalia; Pilosa; Megalonychidae
Gene: LRRC18
Product: leucine rich repeat containing 18
Exons: 3
Coding region: 228-1004 (258 amino acids)
Molecular function (GO): protein binding
Source: RefSeq, a predicted model, not a curated record